CCAACGAAGGAAAUACGCGCAAGGAACUCUGGGUAGGACAUCAGUAGGUCAGCCAUAUUGCCCGUCCGUUCUGAAGGAGAGCGAGGAUGAAGGGGUUGCGGGGAAUUAGUCAAUUAUCGACGCGUUCCUAUGCAGCUGCCACAUCAGCGGGAGGAAGUUUAAGCACGCCGUUGGCCGGCCUCAAGCACUCCCCCCGAGCCAAUGCCGACUCCUCAGACGACGUCCAUGUCACGAAGCUGCCCAGUGGUCUGGUGAUAUCCUCCGUGGAGAACUACUCCCCAUGCUCCAAGAUCGGGGUGCUGAUCCGGGCCGGCAGCCGAAAUGAAACCCCCGACAACCUGGGGGUCAGCCACCUCCUCCGUCUCUCUGCUAACAUGACCACCAAGGGUGCUUCUGCCUUCAGGAUCACCCGUGGGAUCGAGGCUGUGGGGGGCAACCUCGGCGUGACGUCAUCCAGAGAGCACAUCAUGUUCUCUGUGGACUGCCUGAGAGACCACAUUGACACAGUGAUGGAGUAUCUUAUCAACGUGACCACUGCUCCUGAGUUUCGGCCUUGGGAGGUGUCUGACCUCACCUCCAGGGUCAAGCUGGACAAGGCCAUCGCUGCCCAGUCACCACAGAUAGGUGUUGUUGAAAGUCUUCAUUAUGCUGCAUACAAAAAUGCGCUGGCCAACUCCCUGUAUUGUCCCGACCACAGGGAGGGCCAAGUUACCUCAGAACAGAUGCAUGCGUUUGUUGAGAACAACUUCACCAGUUCUAGGAUGGCUCUGGUUGGACUCGGAGUGGACCACACUAUCCUGAAGCAGGUCGGAGAACAGUUCCUCAACAUCCGCAGUGGAAUGGGAGCUCCUGGCUCCAAGGCUAGCUAUCGUGGAGGCGAGGUGAGGGUGCAGAGCACGAGUGGGAUGGUGCACGCGGCGGUGGUGAGCGAGGGGGCCAGCGCGGGCUCCCCUGACGCCCUGGCCUUCGCCCUGCUGCAGCAGGUGCUGGGAGCUGGACCCCACGUCAAGAGGGGCGCCAACACCUCCAACAAGCUCGUCCAGGCUGCAGCCAAGGCCACCGCACACCCCUAUGAUGUUUCUGCUUUCAAUGCCAGCUACUCGGACUCUGGACUCUUCGGAGUCUUUGCCAUAUCUCAGGCCGCUGACGCCGGGGCAGUGCUCAGGACAGCGUUGGCUCAGGUGGCCGCAACGGCAGAGGGAGGAGUGAGCGAUGCGGACCUGGCCCGUGCCAAGGCCCAGCUGAAGGCUCAGCAUCUGAUGUCCUUGGAGACCUCGGAGGGCCUGCUGGAGGCCAUCGGCUCACAGGCCCUGGCUGAGGGCGCCUACCACACCCCCGCCGCAGUGGCACAGAAGAUCGACGCAGUGACGUCCAGUGAUGUUGUCAAAGCGGCGAAAAAGUUUGUCGCUGGCAAGAAAUCCAUGGCUUCCAGUGGACACCUGGCAAACACACCUUUCGUGGAUGAAGUUUAAAUCUCUUCGCCUCUUCGCCCAUAUUCCCUAAUAUUUAUAAAACUGAAUGGCAAAGCUCAAUGUCGUUCAUCCCAUGUAAUAAAGACUUCAAGAAUGGUUUUAAAAUCCUACAGCCACAUUGUUCAAAAAUAAUUUCUGUCUUGUCUUUAAACUAAAUAACUGUAUUACUUCCAACAAUCAGUCCUCAUGGUUGUAUUAUUUUUUUAUGUGGACACAGGAGUGGAGUAGAGAGGAGUGGAGUGGAGAUGGGGAGUGGUGCUCAUUUAAAAUGUAUAGCUGGUGUAAAUGAAUAAAGACUCUACAAUUUAAA
Messenger RNA from Engraulis encrasicolus (European anchovy), 1782 nucleotides. RefSeq names its product cytochrome b-c1 complex subunit 2, mitochondrial (gene uqcrc2b). Gene Ontology annotation, cellular component: mitochondrion. Gene Ontology annotation, molecular function: metal ion binding. Lineage: Eukaryota; Metazoa; Chordata; Actinopteri; Clupeiformes; Engraulidae. The transcript is spliced from 14 exons. The record is from RefSeq and is a predicted model, not a curated record. The coding region runs from base 87 to 1472 and encodes 461 amino acids.